AUGGCGUUUUGUACCACUUAUCACAGUAUACUCGAUCAUAACCUGAAAAAUAUUUAUUCCGGAAGUAUUGAUGGACGAAUUUUACGAUCACCAUCUAAGCUUCCGGUAAUACAACCACAAAGGCACGCAUGCUCAGCAGCGUCUCGAAGAAGGAACCAAGACAUGGAAUAUAACCACGAAUACCAAGUUUACAUGCCAAGGGCACCAGCAUUUGAUGUUAUGUCGAAAGAAAGCAUCGCCAAGAUGGUUGACCGGAUGCACAGACCCAAAACGAGUCAUGAUUUUACCGACGAUACGAAAUCGGAGCACGCGACCUCCGGGUUAAGUUUGAACCGGUCUAUGACAUCACUUUCAGCAACAGAAAUAAAAAAUUGUAGUGAAAGACUGGCCAAUCAACAGACGGUCUCAACAGAAGUGCGGAGAUGCUUAACCGGGUGUAUCAGGACUAGAUCAGCAACACCGGAUAUAAGGUCAUCCUGUCCGCGCAUGACCAAAUCCAUCAGUCAGCGGUACUAUCCACGAGCCUACAAACACUGGUAUGCGAGCAACUCGACGUGA
This is a messenger RNA of Ylistrum balloti, 558 nucleotides long. RefSeq lists its product as uncharacterized. The record is from RefSeq and is a predicted model, not a curated record. Bases 1 to 558 code for a protein of 185 amino acids. NCBI's taxonomy places the organism in Eukaryota, Metazoa, Mollusca, Bivalvia, Pectinida, Pectinidae. The transcript has a single exon.